CCGGCCCCUGGGCCUCCUGCUGCUGCCUCCGGGGCCGGGCUGGUGGGCGCUGAGCCUGGGACGGGAGGCGCAUGUUCCGGUCCAGACGGGCAGGGCUGCUCCGGAGGCUUUGGCGAAGCCGGCUGCUCCACUCCUCCGACGACGACGAGGGCCAGCAUGAGCCUUGGAAAGCCCCCCGAGAGGCGCCCUCCAGGCGGCCGAGGAGCCAGGCGGGGGCCGCGGAGGCGGAGGAGGGCGCCCUGCCCGGCGGCUGCCCCGGGGACUUGGAGGAGGAGGAGGAGGCCGAGCUGAAGGCGGCUGCCCACCGGCUGCUUAAGCGCCUGAAGGAGCGGGCCCUGGACCAGCUGCUGGAGGCCGUCGAGUCCCGCGGAGCCAUGCCGGGCCCCUGCCUGCUCCUGCCCCGCAGCGAGCUCCGCCAGCUCCCGGCCCCGCCGGCCCUCCUCCUGGGACGCCUCUUCCGAUGGCCGGACCUGCUGCUCCAGGGGGGCCCCGCCGACGACGCCUCCGUCUCCGCCGCCGGGAGCCCGCUCAAGGCCCUCUGCAGGGAGCUCGCCGGCCCCGGGCUCCCCCGCCAAGCCCCCGACGACGCCCCCGGCUCCGGCUCCGGAGGCUGCUGCUGCUGCAACCCCUUCCACUUCAGCCGCCUCUGCGGGCCAGAAUCGCCACCCCCUCCUUAUUCCCGGCUGUCUCCAAACGACGAGCAAAAACCAUUGGAUCUAUCAGAUUCAACAUUGUCCUACACUGAAACGGAGGCUACGAACUCGCCCAAUAUCACUCCGGGAGAAUUCUCAGAUGCCAGUAUGUCGCCUGAUGCUAUGAAGCAAAGCUCCUGGUGUAGCGUCGCCUACUGGGAACACCGGACGCGGGUCGGACGCCUCUACGCAGUGUAUGAACAGUCUGUCAGUAUAUUUUACGACCUACCUCAAGGAAAUGGCUUUUGUCUUGGACAGCUAAACCUGGAGAACAGGAAUGAGACUGUCCGGCGGACUCGGAGUAAGAUCGGGUAUGGGAUUUUGCUCAGCAAAGAGCCGGAUGGCGUCUGGGCUUACAAUCGCAGCGAUCACCCAAUCUUUGUCAACUCGCCAACACUGGACAUUCCCAACUGUCGAACUUUGAUCGUGCGCAAAGUGAUGCCCGGCUAUUCGAUAAAGGUCUUCGAUUACGAGAAAUCUUGCCUUUUACAACACACCACUGACUUGGAGUAUCCCGACGGGCCUUACGACCCCAACAGCGUCCGGAUUAGUUUUGCAAAAGGCUGGGGACCCUGUUAUUCGAGACAGUUUAUCACCUCUUGCCCUUGUUGGCUAGAAAUUUUGCUGAACAACAACCACAGAUAAGCCAUCAUCAUCAACCUUUGAGGGAGAGCCAAGCGGAACACCAGACUGUCCCAAAAUAUCAUCUACCUAGAUUUAAUAUAAAAGUUUUUAUAUAUAUAUAUAUUAUAUAUAUAUAUAUAUAUAUAUUUUAUAAAAAAAUAUAUAUAUUAUACUUGUAAUUAUGGAGUCAUUUUUACAAUGUAAUUAUUUAUGUAUGGUGCAAUGCGUAUAUGGACAAAAAAAGGAAAAUGCACUUUGGCUUAUAAGACUUUUCAGUACUGUUGUUUUUUUAAGGAGAAGAAAACUAUACUGUACAGCAAAAAGAGAGCGUUUACCAACUUUUUGCUGCAUAGUUUUGUUUUGAUAAUUUACAUCCAGACACAAAGCUAAUACCAGUCACUCAUUGAUAAUAAAAAGUAUUUGCAUUAUA
This is a messenger RNA of Sceloporus undulatus (fence lizard), 1746 nucleotides long. It is a transcript of the gene SMAD6, whose product is annotated as SMAD family member 6. Gene Ontology annotation, biological process: transforming growth factor beta receptor signaling pathway; cell differentiation; BMP signaling pathway. The transcript has 4 exons. Gene Ontology annotation, cellular component: heteromeric SMAD protein complex. Gene Ontology annotation, molecular function: I-SMAD binding; transcription regulator inhibitor activity. Lineage: Eukaryota; Metazoa; Chordata; Lepidosauria; Squamata; Phrynosomatidae. The record is from RefSeq and is a predicted model, not a curated record. The coding region runs from base 72 to 1337 and encodes 421 amino acids.